AUGGCCUCAUCGACAGGUGCAGAAGCAGAGUCCCUGCAGAAGAAACUCCGCUCUGCGCUAUGGUUCCAGAUUGGUAAGAUGGUCGAUGAAGAGGGUAUCAGCCUGGGAGUCAAUGCGACGCCGCAGUACAUUGGCAGUCUGAUGGAACUGGUAUGGGCACAGAUCGGAAAUGCCGCUGUCGACCUCGAGGCAUUCGCCAAACACGCAGGGAGAUCCACGAUCAAAACGGACGAUGUCAUGCUGCUCGCUCGGCGGAACGAAGGGCUAGAGCAGAUUCUCCGUGUCGAAUUGAAGCAACUUGAGCAAGCAAAGUCCAAGCACGAUAAGACUCGGUGA
Fonsecaea erecta is the source of this 336-nucleotide messenger RNA. RefSeq lists its product as hypothetical. NCBI's taxonomy places the organism in Eukaryota, Fungi, Ascomycota, Eurotiomycetes, Chaetothyriales, Herpotrichiellaceae. Gene Ontology annotation, cellular component: FANCM-MHF complex; Fanconi anaemia nuclear complex. Gene Ontology annotation, biological process: resolution of meiotic recombination intermediates; replication fork processing. The coding region runs from base 1 to 336 and encodes 111 amino acids. The record is from RefSeq and is a predicted model, not a curated record. The transcript is spliced from 3 exons. Gene Ontology annotation, molecular function: protein heterodimerization activity; chromatin binding.